This is a messenger RNA of Armigeres subalbatus, 2447 nucleotides long. RefSeq names its product sodium/hydrogen exchanger 9B2 (gene Nha1). Gene Ontology annotation, biological process: proton transmembrane transport. NCBI's taxonomy places the organism in Eukaryota, Metazoa, Arthropoda, Insecta, Diptera, Culicidae. The coding region runs from base 297 to 2261 and encodes 654 amino acids. The record is from RefSeq and is a predicted model, not a curated record. Gene Ontology annotation, cellular component: membrane. The transcript is spliced from 10 exons. Gene Ontology annotation, molecular function: antiporter activity.
AGACUUAUCCGUCUUUUAUGCCAAGGGUUAGUUGGUUUUGUGCCGGCCAAGUACAUCAACGCGGAUCUAAAUCUGAUUGCACCUAGUAAUAAAUCCGUCAGUUUGCAAUCGCUGUAUUACAGAAAAAAGAUGACAUUUUGAAGUGGAUUUAAUGAUAGCUGUGUUACAUGUGAAAAUCAACGAAAACUUCAACUCAAACCAAUAAGUCGAGAAUAUAAUACCAUUGAAAGAGAAUAUGAUGAUGAACACCAAAAUUAGCAGUGAUUGUUAGACGCAAAGUGUACUAGAAUGAAUAUAUGACUAGUGAAUAUAUCUUGAAGAUGCCGGGCAAUGACGAUGGCGUCAUAUCUAAUGAACCAAAGCGUCGUGUCAGUAUAAUCACCGAUCCUGUCAUGGAGAGCCGAAUGGGUCACGACAACUUGGGCUUCGAGCCAAAUACUAAACGAAAAAUAUCACAGCACUCCAGCCAUUCAGAAGAUGGACCAGUGAGGCGGAAAAGUAAUCUGCACAAUGCACAAAACGUCGACAGUGCCGCAAUCAAUAGUUAUGAGCAACGAGUGAAUGGAGAAGUGAAUAGAACCAAAAAACAGUCAUUUUCUGAAGUGUUAGCCAAAAUAAAUCAAGAAUAUGAAACUGGACAGCAAAAUGCACAAAUAGAACAAUCAUGGAUUUAUUCCCUCUGUAUGAGGUGUAGAGUAGAAUAUAGUACACCCUCUUGGGAACCACCAGGAUGGCAGAAAGUUUGCCCUUAUCCUCUGUGCCCCCCUUAUAGGCAGUUUGCAAGAAUCAUAUCCAUAAUUUUAAUUGGUUUAUUAUUAUGGACAACCGCUUACGUUAUAAUAGGAGAUUCUGCAGCGCCAGGUGGACAAUUAUUCCAACUGGCGGUGUUGACUGUAGCAGCUAAUUUUGGAGGAUUUCUAAUAUCGCUAACUACGUUACCGCCUCUCAUUGGUAUGCUGUUGGUUGGCCUUCUGUUCCAGAAUGUUGGAUGGGUCAACCUUGAUGGCGAAUUUACCAAAGUUACCGCUGAGCUAAGAAAAUUCGCGUUGGUUAUUAUUCUAACACGUGCUGGCUUGGAAAUGGAUCCCAAAGCAUUCAAAAAGGUGUAUGUCACUAUAUUGAAGCUAGGUCUUAUUCCGUGGACUGUGGAAGCUGCACUGAUUGGCGUAUUAACCCAUUAUUUUCUUGAUCUUCCGUGGAUGUGGAGUAUGAUGUUGGGGUCAAUUAUUGCUGCAGUUUCACCUGCUGUAGUAGUACCUUGCCUAUUUAGACUGAGAACCAAAGGCUACGGCGUUGCCAAAGGUAUUCCAACACUCAUCAUUGCAGUCGCCGGCAUUGACGAUGCAGCAUCGGUCGCAGUUUUUGGAAUCAUUUCGAGUAUCAUGUUCUCAUCGCAAGGAUUAGCAUUCCAGAUUGCCCAAGCUCCAAUCUGCAUUUUUGGUGGUCUUGGAUUUGGGAUAUUUUGGGGUUUUCUAUGUAAAUACGUUCCGGAAAAAGGAGAUGCCUAUGUAGUUCCUAUUCGUACGCUGAUGCUGUUAGGGGGAGGCUUACUAGCAGUAUUCGGUAGUGAAAAAAUUCACUUUGAGGGGGCCGGCCCCCUCGGAGUGGUCUUUGCAGCAUUUACAGCCUCGUAUUUCUGGUGCGGAGAUGGAUGGGAUCUGGAAGAUAAUCCAGUUGCAACAGCAUUCGAAAUAUUUUGGAUGAUUUUCGAGCCCAUUUUAUUUGGAAUAACUGGAGCAUCCAUCAAGAUUCAUGAAUUAGAUCCACAUAUGGUAGCAAUAGGAACUAUCAUAAUUUACGUAUGUAUUAUCAUUCGGAUUGCCACGACUAUUGGAAUUGCCUUUGGUGAUAAGCUAAACGUCAAAGAAAAGAUUUUUGUAGCAAUUUCUUGGAUGUCUAAAGCAACAGUACAGGCUGCACUUGGACCAGUGGCACUGAAAGCAGUCUCCCAACAGCAUCGCUCUGAGGAGCAGCACUUAGCAGAAUUAGUGAAAAAUUUCUGCAUCCUCAGCAUAAUUCUAUCUGCUCCUCUGGGGGCUAUUCUGAUAUCGAUAAGCGGUUCCAAGUUGUUGACAAAGACUAAACCCAUGCUGGAACCUCCAGAAGGCUGGCGAAGAAGUCAUCGCCCAUCACUACACGACAUCAGUAUUAUCGACGAAGAGGAAGAGCGUGAAGAUAUUGAAGGCAUUGCUGAUGAAGAUACGGCUGCCAACACAUUAUCUAACGCUCAAGCCUCUGUGUUUUCUGUCACAAAGUUCUAGAAACCAUCGGACCCUGCAAUUACACUAUCGCACUAGAGUAUACAUACAGUAGUUCAAAAAAUGAUGCACAUACACCAUCAUCUGGCUGCAUAGUACAAAAACUUUACACGAUUCUAGCCAUACCAAAAACACCAUCCAAACAUAAAAUACUUGAAGUCUUAUAAUAAAAAAAACAUUCAAAUGCAA